This is a messenger RNA of Melitaea cinxia (Glanville fritillary), 3028 nucleotides long. RefSeq names its product protein GPR107. Gene Ontology annotation, biological process: transport. Lineage: Eukaryota; Metazoa; Arthropoda; Insecta; Lepidoptera; Nymphalidae. The transcript is spliced from 12 exons. The record is from RefSeq and is a predicted model, not a curated record. Gene Ontology annotation, cellular component: membrane; Golgi apparatus. The coding region runs from base 168 to 1775 and encodes 535 amino acids.
AGUUGUGAUUUUAAUCUAAAUCUCUAUUGUAAAGUUCUAAUCACUUGUAAUAUUGUAAUAAUUUUUCUACCCUUGUUUUUAUGAAAAUCCAAUGUUAUAAAGCUGAAGUUUAUUUUCUAUAGAGUUUUAAACAUUGACUUAUUGAUCGUGUUGUGGAGUCAUGAAAUAUGACUUCGAUUGUGGCAAAAUCUUUAUUAGCGAUCCUUUUAAUUGUACCGACUGUUACUUCAAGAAUACACAAACUGCCUCUUACGGAUGAUGAACGACACUAUGUAGACCUCACAACAUUUGGAUUCUUUCAGGGGGGUAUUCUAGAAGUACAUAUGAUAAAUUUCAUGUUACCUUCCGGGCCAGUUGGCGAGUAUGGCUUUACCCUGGAUCGAACAGUAAAUGAUGCAAUCAAUCCAUAUUUGGAAGUGCACUCAGACACAUGUAUACUAAAAGGAGUGGAGAAGAGUAGCACACUCCUUUCACCACAUCACCCUGCUAUUGUUUUCUUGAAAAUGGAUUUUAAAAAUUUAAGAUUAAACAUAACUUGUGAGGGUGAAGUAACAGCACUUCAUUUGUACCAAAACCGUUCAAUGAUUCCAAUAGACAGGACUAAGAGGCAGUCACAAUAUAUGUUUGUGAACAGACGUAGACGAUCGCUUGAUGUCGAUGCAGAAGAUACAUUGGGUCCACAAUGCUCCUACGCUGUCCUUCCUAUCACGAAAGAAACCCGUAAUGGAUUUGACUAUUAUAAUACAAGUUUUGCGAUGUACGUGGCAUCGGAGAAAGAGGAGGGUCUCUAUAACCUUUAUUUCCACAAUUGUCCCCUCGAGAACGCCGAGAACCCGCCGCCCAUCAAUGUUAUGAUCGAAAUAUAUGAGAGCAACGAUGGAAAUUUCCUGUCAGCCGGAGAGAUGCCGCUCCCCGCCUUAUACAGUAUGAUGUCUCUAAUAUUCUUCUUGAGCGCCGGUUUCUGGACGUUCAUCUUGAAGACCAGUAGACACAAAGUGUACAGAAUACACAUUAUUAUGUGUGUGUUGGUGUACUUGAAGGCAAUGUCCUUGGCCUUUCACGGAAUCAACUUCCAUUUUAUUCAGACAAGGGGAGAACAUGUGACCGCUUGGGCCAUACUCUACUAUAUCACACAUUUACUGAAAGGAGCGGUGUUGUUCGUGACUAUAGUACUCGUGGGAACUGGUUGGAACUUCAUAAAGCACAUCCUGGCUGACCGCGAUAAAAAGAUCUUCAUGAUUGUUAUUCCUCUACAGGUGGUUGCCAAUGUGGCGGAGAUAAUAAUAGCGGAGAGUGAAGAGGGCGCCGCGGAACACAACGCUUGGAGGAUACUCUUCAUAUUCGUGGACAUGCUCUGUUGCGGCGCCAUCAUGUUCCCUGUUGUUUGGUCGAUACACCACCUAGAGGACUCGUCGACCACAGACGGCAAGGCGGCUGUCAACCUGCGGAAACUGAAGCUGUUCCGACACUUCUACGUGAUGAUCCUCUGUUACAUAUACUUCACUAGGAUCAUUAUAACGAUAUUAGAGAAUACGGUGCCGUUCCAAUACUCGUGGAUAGACGAGAUGUUCCGCGAGAUGGCUACCUUCGUAUUUUUCGUGAUGACGGGCUAUAAGUUCCGUCCAGCCGCUGCCAACCCUUACUUUACACCUACACAUGGAGACGACAUCGAGCCUAAAGUGUUGUCAGACAUCGGCGUUCUCGACGGUGUGACCAAUAGGGAAAAGAAGAGAGAGGACUUGCAACCGCUCAUGCAGGAGACAAAUUCCGAUUAAAUUGUAAUAUUUUGUACCAUAGUAUCGUAACUUGCUAUAGCUUCUUAGUCUGACUCACUUAAGUCGAAUUUAGAUUUUUGGACUAUAAAUCUAACACUCGUACUGUCACGAAAGUAUUAUCACAUCACGAAAAUAUUAAAAUUGUUCGUCAAGUACAAAACAGACUAUUACCUAUCGCUUGUACAAUAUCUCUAUUGUGUCACUACAAUCGGUUCAUAGCAUACUAUCAAGCAAUUGCUGUACUUUACAAUCUUACUGGACUUAUAAAAUGAGGGUUCGUACAAUUAUCCAUUAAGCAACUUUUAUAAGCUUGACUUUCGAGUGUCAGACUAUAGUUAUAAACUUUAAUUUAGCUUAAGGUAAUCUUUUAAAUCUGUUCUUUAUAUAUUAUAUGUAUUCCAACGGUAAUUUUGAUAUACUUUCCUUUCGGGGUCAAUGUAGACCCCUGUGUUGUCACAUCAGUAUUCUAUUUUAUUUUUCAAGCCAUACAAUGCAAUAAUUAUUUAAUUACCACUAAAUCAUAGAUCGUACAUUAACAAAAUUUAGUUGAUUAAAGCUUCAACGUUGUAAAAUCAUCGUCGCUUUUCAUUUAACUUAUGAUAUGGCUGAAGCGAAACUGAUAAGCCAUUGUUCGGGUGAGUGACAUGUGAUGGAUUUACAUAUUUGUAGCAUAGAGUAAUAGUUUGUUUUUUGAGGCAAAAGAUGCGACAACUUAAUAAUUGGUCUGGUUCAUACAAGGUCGGGGUCAAAGCGUGAGUCUACUAAAACAUAUCAAUAAGACAAACUUAUACCAUUCAAGCUGGCCUGGCGAACUUAGUACUUUUUUUUUUGUGAAAAUAAUAAUUAUUUGUAUCGAAAUAAAAUGUAGCCUAUCUUUCAAGUUGGAUCAAACUGCACACGGUGUAUAAAUUUGAUUAAAGUUGGUUAUGUAGUUAAGGAGACCGCGGACAAACAACGUGACGAGUAUCUGCCUGUAUUGUAUAUUAAGAAGAUAUGUAUUUAUUCUGUUUCGAUUAUGAAAGAAACCGAUGAGAUUCUAUUAUAUAAAACGCAUGCGGUUUUAAUUAACAGGCUUAUACCAAAUGUGUUAUUUUUUUUAUCAGCUUUCUAUUACUGCAUGUACUUAUAUAUGACCUGUGUUUCGCAUGUACCAUUCAAUAUCCGGAGGUAGCCUUCAAAAAUAGUCAAGUACAUUAUUUUUUUCCACAAUUUAACCUACAACAACACUUGAAAAUAAACUUGAUUGUGAUAUG